AAGUCAUGGUGAAGGCAUUAUAUGAAGACAUAAACAAUAAACACAUUGAAAUGUUUUGUGCAGCAGGUUUUUAUGCAAAACAGUAGUAAUGUAAUUUUGAAAAAUAUGUUUUUGUGGAGAACUUAAAAGAAUUGAAAUGGCAAGUGGAACGAAAUUCUCGUUUACUCGCCCAGCAAUAAAGCCAGUAACAGAAUUCGAUGCAUCUAUUUCGACAACAUCUGGACGUAAAGAGGUUUGUGUACAAAGAAAAGAGGUUGGUUUCAACCAUGGCUUCCCGCAAGAUGUGCUACUGGCAUCUUUGCUUGAACAUUUAUGCAAUCUAUAUGAAUCUGAUCCAAAAAGGGCAAAGCAAUUGUUUGACAUUUUAUGUAAAAAACUUGAAAAACUUAACGUUAUGUCUCCAGUGGCGUAUAUGGAUGAAUAUGCCUCAGUACGAGUUGAAUACAAAACAUCAUUCUAUAAUUUAAUCCAAUCUUCCUUGUUGUCCUUCCAUGCAAACUGUUUGUAUUCAGUUGAAGGUUCGUCUAACCAUGUAAAUAAUGAGGGGCAACUGAUGGAGUUUACCAAAGAAAAAGUUAACCCAAAGGAUGUUUUCAAUUUUGGUGCAUCAAGGUAUAAAGAAGAAUUUGAAGAAAUUGAAGUGAUUGGAGCAGGAGCUUUUGGAAAAGUAUUUCGGGUUCUUAACAAAAUGGAUGGGCAAGAAUAUGCUGUAAAGAAAAUAAUUUGUAAAAACGUUGCGUCUGACGGCUUGCCAGAAACUAACAAAAUGUUGAGAGAAGUUCAAUCUUUAGCAUCACUUCAACAUGAAAAUAUAAUUGGUUAUCACUGUGCAUGGAUCGAACACAGUAUAACACCUAUUUCCGAAAAAGUCAUAUUUACAACUGGCGCUUUUUCCACCUUGGACAAAGUAAAACAACCUGUUGAAGAUGACAAACUAAAUCUACAGUUUGAUCAGAAUAGCAUGAGCGAAUGCAACGGAUCACAUUUGGAAGUUCCUGGCAGCCCUUUUAGGUUAAAAACACCAUCACAAUCACACAGUUCAAAUGAUCCUGGUUCUUGGGGUGAUUACGACGCAGUGAAUGAGAAAGAUGGACUUUCAAAGUUCUGGCAAAAUUCUAGCAAUUCUUCAACAGAAGAUUCUGUGACGAAUGAGAAAAAGAAAGAUGAUACAGCAUCUGCCCAACCAACUCAUGUUAUCUUUACAGAAGGAGUAAUGAAAACAAAAAUACGUAGAGUGCAAAGUUUUAUUUUAACUGGUGUUUCCACUGAUCGUUUAUCCUCGUUUAACCUUGAUCGAUCUAACGCACGCUCUCUAUCAGUAAACAGCAUGCAAGAUAUAGCAAUACUUAAAAAAACAAAAUCCAGCCCAAAAAUGCUUUCCUGUUACAAACCCUCAAUGAAUGUUGUAAUUUACAUUCAAAUGCAACUGUGUAGCACAACUUUAAAGAAAUGGUUAGUUGCACGAAACGAUCUCCUGACCAGCCAUGUUACUAAUUCAAACCACGUUCCUGCCUCAUUCUUCAUUUUGAAACAAAUCAUUUCAGCAUUGUCACACAUACACAGUAAGGGUCUCUUGCAUAGAGAUGUCAAGCCUCAAAAUGUAUUUAUCGUUGAACAGGAAAAACUGCCACAAAUUAAACUUGGAGACUUUGGACUUGCCAGAUCAUCACUGCCUCGAAACAACUCCGAUCCUUUAACACCAUUAGUUGAUUCAGAUUCACCACUUGACUUUUCAAUAAAUGAACACACUUCUGGUGUUGGCACUUCUCUCUAUGCCUCACCGGAACAACUAAACGGGGAAAGUUACAAUGAGAAGGCUGAUAUUUACAGCGUUGGAAUUAUAUUUUAUGAACUGAUCUGUCCAGUAACAACAGCUCAUGAGAGAAUGUUAGCAAUACAGAAACUUCGAAAACAAGAAAUACCAGAAGAGUUUGUUAAGCACACGCCAUCAUCAGUUGAUUUGUUACAAUCAAUAUUAUGCCAUGACCAUGGCCUACGACCAUCUGCAUGCGACUUGCUUGUAAAAUUGGAAAGUAUUCCUGAGGCAAUAGUUGACAUUGAACAACAAAAUAAACUGUUGUUGAAAGAAAACCAUGAACUACAACGUUUGGUGAACUUGUAUAAAAAUGAACUGAUAAAAAAUGGCCACAAAAUUCCAACACUUGAUCAUUAACAAUAAAUGGUUUAUUAACUAUAGGUUUAUGAGGUUUAUUAAAUAUAGGUUAAUGAAAAAAAAUAGGUUAAAUCUGCCCAUUACCAAUAGCAGAUUUCAUUGAACAUUACACAACGAGAAAUAAAGAUAAUUAUAUAUAACCAUAAGUAACUAUAAAAAGCUGAGCAUUGCUGUAGUGUAUGCUGUUCCCAGGGUUUUUAUAUUGUUACUACAUUAAGACAAUGCUGGAGUUUUAUAUUCUGAAUCUUUAUUUUCCACUCAAUAUUGUUAUUGACUGUUAUUUUACUAACACUGUGAUUCUCUUUUAAGUUACACUUUUUUUCUUUCAUUGUCAAUGCUUGUAUUUGCCAUGGUGAUUGAUAAACUCAGUUUGAUUGG
Messenger RNA from Ciona intestinalis (vase tunicate), 2551 nucleotides. Its product is annotated as eukaryotic translation initiation factor 2-alpha kinase 1-like. Lineage: Eukaryota; Metazoa; Chordata; Ascidiacea; Phlebobranchia; Cionidae. Gene Ontology annotation, cellular component: nucleus; cytoplasm. The record is from RefSeq and is a predicted model, not a curated record. Gene Ontology annotation, molecular function: ATP binding; eukaryotic translation initiation factor 2alpha kinase activity. Gene Ontology annotation, biological process: regulation of translational initiation by eIF2 alpha phosphorylation.